AUGGCGAAAAAGAGAAAAUCGGUGGAGAAUCGUCUCGAUGAAGUCGAUCGCACCAUGUACUCCACCUUCUGCACCACCGCCAAUUCCCUCUCUCAUCUCUACACCCACGCCAUGAAUCAACAAAAACUCUCCUUUCAAGCCGGCGAACGCCACGCUCUCGAGAAAAUGUAUCAGUGGAUUCUUAGACAACAACAAGAAGGAAUGAGGGUGAAUACGAUUGAUAUAGUUUCUCACUUGCAGAACGAGCUUGAAUAUGGAACAGAGGAGUCACCAGUGUCCCCAAGGCCGUCAAUUCAACAGAACUCCCAGAGUGCAAUUCAAACUAAUUUUGGUGCAUCCAUACAGUCUAAUGCAUUUGGAAGUACUGUUGCAGGACACGCAAUGCGCGGUGGGCCAACUGAUCAAGCAAAGAACUCUGUAUUCUCAAAUGCACUCUCUAGCCCCAUUCGUCGCAGCCUUCAGCCAUAUCAUUUAGCACAGGGGAGCAGUCCGUCGAGUAAUCUCAUGUCAUCCGGGAAUGGAACCCGGAACAAUGAAGUGACUUAUCCUAGUGGCCAGAACAGGGAUACGAAUUCGUCCAACUCCAGUGAUUGCAUGGACAUGCAUGCAGACAGUCCUAGUCAUGAUUUUCCAUACUGA
Lathyrus sativus (Indian pea) is the source of this 639-nucleotide messenger RNA. The record is from the annotation of a GenBank genome assembly. Lineage: Eukaryota; Viridiplantae; Streptophyta; Magnoliopsida; Fabales; Fabaceae.